Molecule: messenger RNA, 2230 nt
Organism: Eleginops maclovinus (Patagonian blennie)
Lineage: Eukaryota; Metazoa; Chordata; Actinopteri; Perciformes; Eleginopidae
Product: sphingosine kinase 1-like
Exons: 5
Coding region: 97-1788 (563 amino acids)
Biological process (GO): phosphorylation; negative regulation of apoptotic process; cellular response to growth factor stimulus
Cellular component (GO): cytoplasm; membrane; intracellular membrane-bounded organelle
Source: RefSeq, a predicted model, not a curated record
AAGCUGCUGUUGUCAGUCAGAGGGUCCCACAGCAGGCUGAGAGGAGUCUGCACCGCCAUCCGCACACCGGCCUGCGGGACGCUCUCUCCGCCCGGGAUGGAGAAAGACGAAGCGGACCCAUCCCGCCAGAGGAACGGGUUGGUGGGCGUGCUGUACGGGGAGUUCACAGACCCGCUCGACGAAAAGGUCCGGUACUCGGUGAGCCUGACGGAGAGCGUCCUCACCGUGCAGAGGAUCUGCUCCUCACCCGGUCGGACUAAGGUGCUGUUUAACUUGACAGACUGUGUCGGCUGCCGGGCGUACAGAGGGCCAGACAGCGCGGACGUCGGCGCCUACUUUACAGUCUAUUUCUACCCGUUCAAGAGGCGCUGGAUGAGCGCCGGAGUGGCCCGGCAGAGAGUGGAGCAGGGCUUUCGGGUGGCGCUGGUCCAGGACCCGCUCGCUAACCUCCAGGAGGCAGAGAGGUGGGCUCGGGCCAUCAGAGAUGCCUCGGUGCUGCAGGCUCCCCGGAGAGAAGGUGUGGUGUAUGCAGAGAUGCGCCGGCCAUGCAGAAUCAUGAUUCUGGUGAAUCCUCACAGUGGCCGUGGCCAGGCUCUGCAGCUUUUCACCGGCCAUGUACAGGGCAUGCUUACUGAAGCCGCUGUUCCCUACACCCUCGUCAUCACAGAGCACCAGAACCAUGCACGGGAGCUGGUGAGGAAGGCCGACCUGUCACAAUGUGACGCUCUGGUUAUCAUGUCUGGAGACGGGCUGCUGUUUGAGGUGAUAAAUGGCCUGAUGGAGCGGGAGGACUGGCAGGAGGCCAUCCAGACCCCUCUGGGUAUUCUGCCAGGUGGCUCCGGUAACGCCCUGGCAGCCUCUGUCCACCACUACUCGCAGUCGCCUCCAGCUUGGAACGAGGAGCUUCUGCUGAGCUGUGGCUUCAUGCUGUGCAAAGGUCUGGUUAGCUCCAUGGACCUGGUAUCGAUCCACCUGGCCUCUAGACAGCGCCUCUUCUCCUUCCUGUCCCUGGCCUGGGGCUUCGUGGCCGACGUCGACAUCGAGAGCGAGAAGUACCGCCACGUUGGAGCCAUUCGCUUCCUAAUGGGCACCCUGGUGCGUCUGGCCUCCCUCAGAGUCUACCAGGGCAGGUUGGCGUAUCUUCCUGUUAAGGAGGCGCCAAAACUUCCAAAAGGGAGCAUUAAGACUAACCAGCCUCCCUCCACCCCUCAGCAUCCGUCCCUCUGCUCCUCCCUCCCCUGCCGACUCAUCCCAAACACCUCUCCGAACCGUAACGCUCGACACAAUCAAAACAGCACAAAUUCCAACCACAACACCAUCACCAACUCCUCCAACAACGCUAUCACCACCAAGAGACCGGAGACGCAGAGCGAUGGCAAGACUAGAGCCCAGGAGGACUCCCUGCUCCCGGGGCUCGAUCAGCCGGUCCCAGAGAGCUGGACAGUCGUCAAGGAGGAGGACUUUGUCUUGGUGCUGGCUAUUUACCAGUCCCACCUGGCUGAGGAUCUGUGGACAGCGCCGGGUGCGAUGGCGGACGACGGGGUGAUUCAUCUCUUCUAUGUGACAGCAGGAAUCUCCCGUCCUGCCCUCUUGCGGCUUUUCCUUGCCAUGGAGAAGGGCGGCCACUUGGCAUGCGACUGCCCCCACCUGGUGUACGAGAAGGUGAAGGCCCUGCGGCUGGAGCCUGUCUCGCCACAGGGCAUGAUCACUGUGGACGGGGAGAUGGUAGAGUACGGGCCAGUCCAGGCUCAAAUCCACCCAGGACUGGCCAGACUCAUUUGUGGAUGAACUGGGAUUAUCUUGAUCUUUUUCAGCCUGUAGAGCUUUCUAGUUUGGCCUUUUAUACUCAGUGUCAAUUCCUCUCUGUAUGCUGUGUUUUCAGAAGUGCCAAAGACAUUUUAUCAGCCUCUGGAAAUUUCUCUAUUUUUCUACAGAAGCAACUCGUCCUAUUUUUAUGAACCCCCUCCCGUCCCCUCUUUCUGGCAAUGUUUGAUUCAGGGUUAAAGCCAUGGAUGGUUGUUCUCGCUGCUGGCUGGUCCCAGCUUAGACAAACAGAGAGCGAUUGUAUGUGUGUUCAUAACCCACAGAGAUCUUUAUGUGUGUUUGUGUGUGUGUGUGUGUGUGUGUGUGUGUGUGUGUGUGUGUGUGUGUGUGUGUGUGUGUGUGUGUGUGUGUGUGUGUGUGUGUGUGUGUGUGUGUGUGUGUGUGUGUGUGUGUGUGUGUGUGUGUG